Cynoglossus semilaevis (tongue sole) is the source of this 8768-nucleotide messenger RNA. It is a transcript of the gene chd3, whose product is annotated as chromodomain helicase DNA binding protein 3. The record is from RefSeq and is a predicted model, not a curated record. Gene Ontology annotation, biological process: chromatin remodeling. The transcript is spliced from 41 exons. Bases 1391 to 7111 code for a protein of 1906 amino acids. Lineage: Eukaryota; Metazoa; Chordata; Actinopteri; Pleuronectiformes; Cynoglossidae. Gene Ontology annotation, molecular function: ATP binding; histone binding; DNA binding. Gene Ontology annotation, cellular component: nucleus; chromatin; NuRD complex.
UUGGGCUGGGAGAUCUGGCUAUAUCUUAAAAUAAAAAAAAUUGUGAUACUUUACUGCAUUUUCUAUUUGUUUGGUUAUUUGCUUUGGUAAAAAUUUCCUUUUUUUACCAAAGUAUUUGUUUUUAAUAGAACGGCAAAUCCAUUGCAUUCUAUAAAAACAAAAGGCUCUGGCUUGGGAGCAGACAGAUAUGGAGGGUGUUAUGGUCAGUGUUUCCCAUGGCCUUAAUAACAUCCAAUCAACUUGGCCUUGAGGAUGAAUAUCUGAUCAAUUCUUUUUACAUCAUCUUCUGCAGAAUAGACAAGUAAAAAAUAAGGAAGUUAAAAAGAGUGCUCGUCAGCGUCUGCUGCUCUGUGCUGUUGAAUAUGUUACUUUCCAGGCAGGAGGAGCGGCAGCUGCAGCUUUGCUGCAUCUAAUGAAAGAUUUUCAUCCUUACCACAAGCAGUUAAUUUUUAAGCAACACAAUCUGAUGUAAGUCUGGGCAUGGCUGCGGCAGAUUUUUCUUUUUUUUUUUACUCCCAAUCCCCCACCCCCUUCUUUUUUUCUUCUUCUUGUCCUUCUCUCAUAGAAUCCCUCCCCAGCACAAACACACACAGAGACUUGUACACACUGGUACAUAAACACGUAGGAUUACGCACACUAAAUCUUUUUGGUGGGGCUCUGAACAGCGAGGCGGCCAUGUUGGAUUGUUGAUCCUGACAGAGAUUAGUGUCUGCAGUGCAGAAAAGGGAAAGUGACAGUGACAGCAAGAGAAACUGCUGACGAGGGCAUGGUGCUUCAUUCCGAGGGAGGAGAUUUCGAUGUUUAAGACGAGGACGAAGACGAGGACGAGGACGGCAGAGGAGUCGGCGCGGAUUUGGACAGGAACGCCAGCGACAUAAACUCGCCGGCGGCGCCCCGAGAGAGUGCAACCACCGCGGCCGCCGCUGUCGCUGCUGCCGCCGCCGCUGCUCCAGAUGAAGAGGCAGAGAUAUCAGAGAGAGUGUCCUGCCGGAAGAAAGGACGGCCCAAGAAGAAGAAGGACACAAAGAAGAAGGAAAAAGAGGGAAAACCUGUCAAAGCAAAGAAACGCAAGAAGAUUGACAGUGAUGUAGAGAGAGACUCGGACAGAGAACGAGACUAUGGCGAGAACUCUGACAGCCUGGCCAGCGACUAUGGCUCUGGGGAGAAGAAAAAGAAGAAGAAACACAAAGAGAAGAAGGAAAGGAAGACCAAGAAGAAGAAGAAAGAUGACGGAGACCGAGACAGCAGUCAGGAGGAAACCACCAAGCAACCGACAGAGCAGAAGAACUCGGCCCAGCUGGCUAAAGAGUGGGGACUGGAGGAUGUUGAUCAUACCUUCACAGAGGAAGACUACAGGGAACUCACCAACUACAAGGCCUUCAGCCAGUUUAUGCGGCCGAUGAUCGCCAAGAAGAACCCGAAGAUCCCCAUGUCAAAGAUGAUGACCAUUUUGGGGGCCAAAUGGAGAGAGUUCAGCUCCAACAACCCCUUCAAGGGCAAUGCCGCUGCGAUUGCAGCUGCUGCUGCGGCCGCUGCCAUUGCCGUCGCCGAGCAGGUCUCAGCUGCGACCGCCUCACCAGAGCCACCUCCUCAGCCGCCACCCAUCAGGAAAGCCAAGACAAAGGAGGGCAAAGGGCCUGGCUACAAGAAGCGCAGUAAAAGUCCCCGAGUCUCAGACAAGAAGAAGGCUCUGGCCAAGGCUAAAAAAAUGGCACCUAUUCGCAUCAAACUGUCACCUAUAGGUGCUAAGAGAAAGAAGAGCUGCUCGAGUGAGGACCUGGAUGAGGAGGAGUCAGAGCAGGAGGACUCCAGCGUUCACAGCUCCUCCGUACGUUCCGACAGCUCCGGUCGCGUCAAGAAAAACAAACGAGGGCGGCCUGCAAAGAAGAAGAAGAAAACCCCAGGUGAGGAGGAGGGUGAGGGCUACGAGACAGACCAUCAGGACUACUGUGAGGUGUGUCAGCAGGGGGGUGAGAUCAUCCUGUGUGACACCUGUCCCAGAGCGUAUCACCUGGUCUGCCUAGAACCUGAGCUAGACAAAGCCCCAGAGGGCAAGUGGAGCUGCCCACACUGUGAGAAAGAAGGCAUCCAGUGGGAAGCAAAGGACGAGGACUUUGAGGACUUUGAAGAGGACAGUGAGGACAGAGUGAUAUCAGAUGUGGGUGUCGGUGUGCCCACAGGCGCAGACGAGGAGGACGAUGACCACAUGGAGUUCUGUCGGGUGUGUAAAGAUGGAGGGGAGCUGCUGUGCUGCGACACCUGCACCUCCUCGUACCACAUCCACUGUCUGAACCCGCCGCUGCCGGAGAUUCCUAACGGAGAGUGGCUGUGUCCACGGUGUAUGUGUCCACCAAUCAAAGGUCGGGUCCAGAAGAUUCUGCACUGGAGAUGGGGAGAACCACCACCUCCCAUCCCUGUUCCUCCACCUCCUGACGCUCCACCAGACGCCCCCCCACCACCACCCAUGAAAGGCCGAGCCGAGAGGGAGUUCUUCGUGAAGCUGGUGGCACAGUCCUACUGGCACUGCACCUGGAUCACUGAGCUCCAGUUGGAAAUCUUCCACUCCGUCAUGUACAGGAACUACCAGAGGAAGACAGACAUGGAUGAACCCCCCAGUCUGGACUACGGUUCUGGAGGGGAAGAUGAGAAUGGAGGUGGGAAGAGUGAGAAGAGAAGAGCCAAGGACCCAGAGUACGCCAUCAUGGAGGACAAGUACUACAAAUAUGGGAUCAAAGCUGAGUGGAUGAUGAUCCACCGCAUCAUCAACCACAGUGUGGACAAGAAGGGGACGUACCACUACCUGGUCAAGUGGAGAGACCUGACCUAUGACCAGUGCACCUGGGAGAGGGACGACAUGGACAUCCCUGACUUUGCUAUUUACAGAGCCAACUACUGGAGGCACAGGGACGCCAUCAUGAAGGAAGAUCCAGACAAACCCAGGAAAAGAAGCAGAAACCAGGAGGGUGAGGAGGAGGAGGAGGAGUCCAACCCUGCCAGCCCCGUCACUGAUCCUACCAUAAAGUACGAGGAGCAGCCAGACUUUGUCACAUCCACCGGAGGAACGCUGCACCUUUACCAGCUGGAGGGUCUGAACUGGCUGAGAUUCUCCUGGGCCCAGGGCACAGACACCAUCCUGGCAGAUGAGAUGGGUCUGGGAAAGACCAUCCAGACCAUUGUCUUUCUCUACUCUCUUUUCAAAGAGGGUCACACUAAAGGCCCGUUCCUGGUCAGCGCCCCGCUCUCUACUAUCAUCAACUGGGAGAGGGAGUUUGAGAUGUGGGCGCCAGACUUCUACGUGGUGACGUACACUGGAGACAAGGACAGCAGAGCCAUCAUCAGAGAGAACGAGUUCUCCUUCGACGACACGGCCGUCAAAGGGGGGAAGAAAGCCUUCAAGAUGAGGAGGGAAGCACCAAUUAAGUUCCACGUGCUGCUGACAUCGUACGAGCUGGUGACCAUCGACCAGACGGCACUCAAGUCCAUCGACUGGGCCUGUCUGGUGGUGGAUGAAGCUCACCGUCUGAAGAACAACCAGUCAAAGUUUUUCAGGCGACUGAACGAUUACAAGAUCGAUCACAAGCUGCUGCUCACAGGAACUCCUCUGCAGAACAACCUGGAGGAGCUGUUUCACCUCCUCAACUUUCUCACACCCAACCGCUUCAAUAACCUCGAGGGAUUCCUGGAAGAGUUUGCUGACAUUUCCAAGGAAGACCAGAUCAAGAAGCUCCACGACCUGCUGGGACCUCACAUGCUGCGAAGGCUGAAGGCCGAUGUCUUCAAGAACAUGCCCGCGAAGACGGAGCUGAUUGUACGGGUGGAGCUGAGCCCCAUGCAGAAGAAAUACUACAAGUUAAUACUGACCAAGAACUUUGAGGCUCUCAACUCCAAGGGUGGAGGAAACCAGGUGUCUUUGCUCAACAUCAUGAUGGACCUGAAGAAGUGCUGCAACCACCCAUACCUCUUCCCUGUGGCCUCCAUGGAAGCCCAGAAAACUCCCAGCGGUGCGUACGAGGGCUCGGCCCUCACUAAGGCUUCUGGGAAACUGAUGCUGUUGCAGAAGAUGCUGAGGAAACUGAAAGAGCAGGGACACAGAGUUCUGGUCUUCUCGCAGAUGACCAAGAUGCUGGACCUGUUGGAGGACUUCCUGGACUACGAAGGGUAUAAAUAUGAGAGAAUCGAUGGAGGCAUCACUGGAGCGCUGAGACAAGAGGCCAUCGACCGAUUUAACGCUCCUGGCGCCUGUCAGUUUUGUUUUUUGCUCUCCACCAGAGCAGGAGGUUUGGGUAUAAACCUGGCCACAGCAGACACCGUCGUCAUCUUUGACUCAGACUGGAACCCUCACAACGACAUUCAGGCCUUCAGUCGAGCCCACAGAAUCGGACAGGCUAACAAGGUGAUGAUCUACCGUUUUGUGACUCGGGCCAGUGUGGAGGAGCGCAUCACCCAGGUGGCCAAGAGAAAGAUGAUGCUGACCCACCUGGUGGUUCGGCCAGGUCUGGGAUCCAAGGCCGGCUCCAUGACCAAACAGGAACUGGACGACAUCCUGAAGUUUGGCACCGAGGAGCUGUUUAAGGACGAGGGAGAAGGAAUGAAAAACAGCACAGGGGAUAAAGUGGAGGACGAGGGCAGCGUGAUUCACUACGACAGCACCGCCAUCGAGAGGCUGCUGGACCGCAGCCAGGAUGCAACGGACGACUCAGACGUCCAGAACAUGAACGAGUACUUGAGCUCCUUCAAGGUGGCUCAGUACAUGGUCCGAGAGGAGGACAAGAUCGAGGAGAUUGAACGUGAGAUCAUCAAACAGGAGGAGAAUGUGGAUCCGGAUUACUGGGAGAAACUGUUGCGACAUCACUACGAGCAGCAGCAGGAGGACCUGGCCAGCAAACUGGGGAAAGGCAAGAGGAACCGCAAACCAGUCAACUACAACGACGCAGCCCAGGAAGACCAAGAGUGGCACGCUGACAUCUCUGACAACCAGUCUGAAUAUUCUGUGGGCUCCGAGGAGGAGGACGACGACUUUGACGAUCGACCUGAAGGUCGACGGCAGUCGCGACGACAGCUGAGGAAUGACAAGGACAAACCUCUGCCUCCUCUUCUGGCCAGAGUGGGAGGAAACCUGGAGGUGCUGGGCUUCAACACACGACAGCGAAAGGCUUUCCUGAACGCAGUGAUGCGCUGGGGGAUGCCAUCUCAGGACGCUUUCUCCUCACACUGGCUGGUGCGAGACCUGAGGAUAAAGACAGAGAGAGAGUUCAAAGCCUACGUCUCUCUCUUCAUGCGACACCUGUGUGAGCCGGUGGCUGACGGGGCUGAGACUUUUGCCGACGGCGUCCCGAGGGAGGGCUUGUGUCGACAACCGGUCCUCACCAGAAUCGGAGUCAUGUCCCUUGUCAAAAAAAAGAUUCAGGAGUUUGAACACAUCAACGGACGCUGGAGUCUCCCAGAGCUCAAACCUGAAGUCAUUGUGGACAAGUCGUCCUCCAGAGCCUCCUCUCCUACAGUAAAGACCACAACAACCACGCCUGACGCCAGCUAUAACAACACACCCUGCACUUCCAAACCAGCUACGCCUGCUCCUGCAGACUCCAAGCAGGAAAAGAAUGGAAAAGAAUUGGAAAAGGGAGAAGGAGAGAAGGAGAAGCAUGAGAACAAGAAGACUGGAGACCCUGAGGAGAUUUCUUCAUCGGCCAAGGAAAAGCCACACGGCGUGUCCCCUGUCCAAAACGAAGAAGGCAGAGAGGAGACGGAGAAGGAGAGAGCUGAGACAGCCGCUGCUCCUACUGCUGCAGAGGAGAAGGAGAAUCGGCAGGAGGAGCCGAGAGAGGAGGCCAAACACAAACCAAAACAGGAUGCAGAGAGUAAAGAGGAGAAAUCAGAAGGAGAUAAGCUGGUGGAGGAGAAAAAGGGGGACAAAGAAAAGCAGGAGGAGGCGUCUACGGAGGUGGAGGUGAAGAAAGCCGAGGAGGUGAAAGGAGAGAAGGAUGCUGGGAAAGAAGCUAAGGCAGCUAGGGAGGAGGUGCCGCCGCCGCCGCCUCCACCUAAGGGUAACGUCGUGAAACCACACAGCGACAGGCCACGCUUCAUGUUCAACAUCGCUGACGGAGGAUUCACAGAGCUGCACACUCUCUGGCAGAACGAGGAGCGUGCUGCCAUCUCCUCGGGGAAGAUGAACGAGAUCUGGCACCGCCGACACGACUUCUGGCUGCUUGCGGGAAUUGUGAUCCAUGGUUAUGCCCGGUGGCAGGACAUUCAGAACGACCCUCAGUUCGCCAUCGUCAACGAGCCUUUCAAGUCCCAGGCCAACAAAGGCAACUUCCUGGAGAUGAAGAACAAGUUCCUGGCUCGGAGGUUCAAGCUCUUGGAGCAGGCUCUGGUCAUCGAGGAGCAGCUACGACGGGCUGCGUACCUGAACAUGACCCAGGACCCCAGCCACCCUGCUAUGGCCCUCAAUGCCCGCUUCGCAGAGGUGGAGUGUCUGGCUGAGUCACACCAGCACCUGAGCAAGGAGUCACUGGCGGGCAACAAGCCGGCAAACGCUGUCCUCCACAAAGUGUUGAACCAGUUGGAGGAGCUGCUGAGCGACAUGAAGGCCGACGUGACACGGCUACCGGCCACACUCUCCCGAGUCCCACCCAUUGCCGCCCGUCUGCAGAUGUCAGAGCGGAGCAUCCUGAGUCGAUUGGCCAGCAAGGGCACGGAGACACACACACCCUCGCCCAUUCCUCCAGGACCUUACGCCACCCCCCAGAACUACGGCGCCCCCUUCACUCCCGCCCCGCCUAGCUCCCUGCAUAUGGGAGGAUCCAACUACAGCCAGAUGCCUCCAGGUUCCUUCAUAUCAGAAGCCGCUGCAACCACCGCUGCUGCUGCUGGGGCCGUAGGGGGAGUCGCAGGAGGGUCACCUAUCACCGUCUUUUGCCAAAAGACCAAGGAGCACGAUUUGGUUCAACGGCAACGGGUAGUGGACCUCUGGAAGGAUGGCAAGUCGGAGGGUGCCAUCGGGCAGGAGCUGAGGAUGCCCAAGUCCACAGUGCACAGCAUCAUCGUCAAGUACCGGCUCAGCAACACGGUGGAGAACCUGCCGCGGAAUGGCCGACCGAAAAAACCGUGACGUUACAGCAAGAGGAAGAGAAGGACAUUUGAAAAAGACCCCUUAUGACGAGUGGAAUGUGAAAGUACAAACGGACACGUGAAGCUCACGGGGGGUGUCGGGGGGCUGGAUAAAUACAGCCAGCAGAAAAAGCAGAAAGGACAGGACCUGAAAAGUGAAAAGAAGAACUGGCAGUGUGAUCCAGCAAAUAAAACAAGCAAUCAAGUGCAGAAGGAAGAAGAGAGAGAAGUCCAAAAUACCAGGGAAGAGGUGAAAAGCUGGCCUGGAGAUCAAGCACUAAUGAUGCGUGGGGGGAAAAUAAGGCCGGGAGAGAGAAAAAAGGAGUGAUGGCCUGUCUGGAACAAACAAAUCCUCCAGCACUGGAGGAAAAAAAGGACCCAAAAAAAUAUGACUUCUUGACUGGACUGAAGACAGAGUGGAAAAAGGCAGCAUGUAAAUGCAAUCAGGAGAACACCAGAAUUCAGAUAUGGAGGUCUAAAUGAAGGAAUAUUUCUAACCCCCCCAUCCCUCGUCCCCUUUUCUCCAUAGUGUGCCAAAAAAAAACACUUUUCCCCCAGGAUCAAUUCCUCAUCCAUCGGCUGACUGAACAAGCCUGCUCCCUCGCUUUGACCCUUCACUCCCUCAUUCCUCCACACAGUUCCUCCUCCACUUCUCCUCACCCCCCGUCUCUCUCUCGUUCUCGUUCUCUUUCUCGGUCUCGGUCAGACUUACAUACACUCCACUCUCUGGACCUCACACAACCUGAAAACCUCACUAAGACGUUAACAGUCUGCGGAGUACGAACAGAUGAGAUCCAGACUCUCCAAAUCAAAAAAAUGGGGACAAUCUGGGAACAGGUUGUCUUUAAAAAGAAAAGAAAAAAGAAAAGAACAGAAGUCUUAAAUCUAAAACACUGCUUGUAGGGACUCUCUUUCUUCCCGCUUAAAUUCCUGAGUCACAUCCAUGUGUAGAAGUCAGAACCAUAAAUGUAUACAAGUAAGGACCAAGGGCCAACAAUCAGUAGCUGUGUUACAGCACCAACGUCUGAUGAGCUGGAGAUGAAGAAGAACUGAACUAUGGGAAAAAAUGUUAUUCUUUUAAACUAUGGCCCAACUGCAAGUGUGAACUGUUUUAUUUGAUAUCAAAUAUAAGCUAACUUAUUACAGAAGAUUCAAGGUGAUCUGUGUUGUAGAGAGUCUAAAGAGCUUGGAGUCCAGAAAUGUUAGUGAAGGACUGAGGUCCUGUCUGGGUCUGAAGUGUGAACAAACACCAGAAUCACUCAAGUCCAGCUCAGGACUGGACUGAGGUUCAAACCAAUGAAAAGUCCAACUUCUGCUGAAGAACCUCCUCCAAGGCCAGGCUGGAGUCUGCUGAGAAGAAGCUGCAGGAGAGACACAGACUGAAGAAGAUCAUCUGGUCUGAGGAGACUGAACCACAAACUCUUUGGUUCGUCCAGAUGUUGUCUAAGGUUGGAGAAAAAAAGGAGAGAAAUAUAGCCCGUAGAACACCGCCCUCACAAUGAAGCAGGAGAACCAAACAUGUUUCAAGAAGUAGAAUAAGUUUAAUCAGAUCAAGUUGGUCAGAUAAAAUCCACAUGGUAAAAAAAAGAACUCUGAAGCAAUAGAGAUUUUCCCUAUGAAUUAAAAAGGAAGGGAGGGCAACAGAUCCCAAAAAAAAA